Molecule: messenger RNA, 1537 nt
Organism: Cinara cedri
Lineage: Eukaryota; Metazoa; Arthropoda; Insecta; Hemiptera; Aphididae
Source: the annotation of a GenBank genome assembly
AUGUCCGGAACUGUUUUACGAUUUAAUUAUGAAAUACCGUCGGCGAUAUCGAUAGCCCGCUGUUUGGCCGGUGUACGAUAUCGGCCGUCGCCGUCGUCGAUUUCUUCUUAUUCAAUAAGUGAGUGGACAGAGUGGCGGAAUAUUUGUUUUUUAUUCUGAUUAGUUAUUAUACCACCGCGAUGAUAUAUGGGGCCGGUAAAAUAUAUAUAGUUAUAUGUGUAGUAAUAUUUUAUUUUUUUUUUUACAUUUUUUUUUUUCUGGUCAUCGAACUACAUGCGCAUUACACGAAUAACGUUCUGGUGGAUAGAUAUAGCCGCGACUGAAACUACCGGCGACUAUGACGACGACGACGACGACGGCCAUCAUGUCAAACUCCGUUGUAGUUGUUAUACUAUAUGUACCUAGGUAUAGGUAUAUAUACACACGGUGCUGCACACACGAACAUUACUUGGAAAUACGCGUUUCAUUGUAGUUGAUCGUAGUUAUAUACAUAUACAUAUAUAUAUAUAUAUAUAUAUAUAUAUACACACGUAGAUAAUAUUAUAUAGGUAUAGGUACGUACCUACUGCGGGAUUAUUACUCCGCGUGUACGAAUAAACCUAUAUAUAGUGUACCUUAUGAUGUUUAUAAUGAAGAUAUACGGUAUAAUAUAUAGGUACGUAAUGUACGUGUGUGUGUGUGUGUGUGUGUGUUUUUUUUUUCACGAACAUCGAGCGACUAUAUAAUAUUAUUAUUAUCAGCGACGUUAUUCCGCCGUGCGCGGCGAACAAUAUGUGGUGAACAUGGACGCGUUUGGUGUGUAAUACGCGGCGUAAUGUUACUGAAACCGACGGAUGGGAAAUUAUUUACAUACGCACACACAGCCGUAACGAUAGUGUGGAAUGAGCAGGAGACGUGCGAGACGGAGGAGACGAGCGUCGAAAACGAACGGGAAUAAAGGCUGCAACGACGGUACCGAUCGGUUUGUGGCGGUCUGCCGAAAACCACGAGAUUUAUCGUGUUAUAAUAACAAUUAUGUACUACGGCGAUAUAUACAUAUAUAUCGCGAAGUUUAGUUUCGUGUUUAGGAAAGGGCUAAGCGCGUUUGGACCGUGAACGUUUGGGCCACUAAUAGAACUGCAACCCGUUUGGACCAAUACUUCUGAAUGUCUACAAAAGCUCGUUAGAUAAACGUCCGGUUAAAUUACGUAAACUAAUUUUUAAAUUAGGUAAUAAGUAAAUUAUUUAGGUUUACGUACAAUUUCUGUGUAACAAUUUAGCUUUGACACAUACUAAAAAUCCAGUUAUGUUAAGAACUUUAUUGAGUAGUAUCAAGAAAAGGAGAAAUGAAUUGAUUGGACAUGUAUUGAGACAUGGUGGGUUGCUAAGAUUAAUCAUAGAAGGCUGCGUGGAAGGAAAAAAUGCUAGGGGAAGACCACGAAUGGAAUAUAUGCAACAAAUAAUAGAGGACCAAGGGUGUACUUCUUAUAAAGAGACAAAGAGGAAGGCAAGUAACAGGGAAGAGUGGAGAAUUGCUACAAACCAAUCUCAGGAUUGA